Trematosphaeria pertusa is the source of this 234-nucleotide messenger RNA. RefSeq lists its product as uncharacterized. The record is from RefSeq and is a predicted model, not a curated record. Lineage: Eukaryota; Fungi; Ascomycota; Dothideomycetes; Pleosporales; Trematosphaeriaceae. The coding region runs from base 1 to 234 and encodes 77 amino acids. The transcript has 3 exons.
AUGGGCGCCGUAGUAUCCUGCAUCAAAUCCAUCCUCCGCACAAUCGGCAACUGCCUCAUGGCCAUUGUGCACGCCAUCGGCGCUGCCUGCAUGGCCGUUAUCAACGCCAUCGUCGCCCUCUUCGACAUCAUCAUCUCGUGCCUGACGUGUGGCCGUGGCGGCAGCCGGCGUCGCGGCAUGAAGACGAGGGCCCAUCAUACGACGAGGAGGAUGAGGCGGGAGCUGCGCGUCUGA